AUGCCCAGUUACAGUAGCGGUUCUUCCGAAUAUGAAGACCCUUGGGCCUGUCGUUAUGCUCGAGCGGAUGCAAAUUAUGGGAUACUGGAAAAAUGUUUUUGUGGUCGUCGUCUCAUCAUUGAAGAGUCCACGGUUACGGCGACGUUCGGCAGAAGAUUUUACACAUGCCCGGAGAUUUUGGGAGAGGAGAAUGAUGAACACAUUUGGAAAUGGUGGGACGAAGCAGUGUCAGAGCAACUGUCGAUUGUAAAAUCCAGAAUAGAAGAGCAACGCGAGAUGAUGCAGAGGUUGUUCAGAGUUGAUAUUCCUACUGUUUCACAAACAGAAAUGGAGAGUCGUAUGGCUCAUAUGCGAAUGAUAAUGGAGGGCAAUGGGGAUGACAUUUCCGAGAUCAAGCUACUCAUACUCGACAUGCAACGAGAAACAGAUUGGUUGAAGCAGAUAAUUACAAACCGAUGCUCAGAUAUUGUGCUCCUUGCGUUAUUCUUGGUGUUUGCUGCGAUGACUCUUCUGUUUAAGUAA
Molecule: messenger RNA, 522 nt
Organism: Eutrema salsugineum
Lineage: Eukaryota; Viridiplantae; Streptophyta; Magnoliopsida; Brassicales; Brassicaceae
Exons: 2
Coding region: 1-522 (173 amino acids)
Molecular function (GO): zinc ion binding
Source: RefSeq, a predicted model, not a curated record